This is a messenger RNA of Porites lobata, 3553 nucleotides long. The record is from the annotation of a GenBank genome assembly. NCBI's taxonomy places the organism in Eukaryota, Metazoa, Cnidaria, Anthozoa, Scleractinia, Poritidae.
AUGGUGCGUCGUGAUAAGACGACCAUUUUCCUUGAUUGCAAGGAAGCCACCACGGUUUACGAGCUGAAGAAAAUGGUGGAGGGAAUUAUGAAGAAAGCUCCUGAUGAUCAAAGGCUUUACAAAGACGAUCAAAUUCUCGAUGAUGCAAAAACGUUGGAGGAUUGUGGCUUUACCACUCAAACAGCAAAAGCUCAAUCUCCUGCUUUGAUCAAAUUGUCUUUCAGGGGAGAAGGUGAGUUUUUCUUAUAGCGUUUAAACAUGUGCUCAAAUCGUAAUUACCUCAAUAUUCACGGACGGUUUGAAUCAUUUAUAUGUAAUUAUUGUGAUCUUGUGUGAUCUUUUCACGCUGUGCCUCGCUUAAUAAUUCAGAGAAUCGUGAGUUAGAAAUUAAGCAAACAUGACCCGUGUACUUUCUUGACGGAAUGUUUGAAAUGUCAAGACAUCGGUACUUAAAUAUUUAAUCUGUUUAAACUACUCGGAUUUCGGCAUGCUACUGUUUGUUUUCCAUACUUGUAAAUUUGUAAAUCACCUAUUGUCUUGAUUUAAACCAACUGUUUCAUUCCUUGAUUUCAAAUUUGUUACUUGAGUAGGUAGAAAUAAUAUACCAUGUGCUUAAAAGAGAGAAAGGGCACUUCAUGACGUGUCUAGUUUCCAAGAAUAAGUGGUGUCACGUCUACAACAUUAAUGAUCUUUUUCUCUUUAUUUUUUCAAUCUGGAUGAACAAAAGUAAUCUUGUACAAAAUAAUUGUCUUCAAGCAUGUACUUUGUAUAUUUUCUCAGUGCCCAAUUUAAAUAUUGAUAAUCUUUUAAAUAUCAAAUCAGUUGAUGACAGGCUGAAAUUAAGUGUUUCUCGGAAAAAUUUUCGAGCAUACUCUUGAAUUAAUUUAGCACUCUGAUAUAAACAAAUAGCAGGAUUGAAUAGAGUUAAAGUUUGAAAUUUUAUGUACAAUAUUUUUUAAUAAUAUUAAGCUAUGAUGUUAUGCAAAUGUCUAGACUUGCUACUUCUUUCUCCUAUAGUUGUUACAUCUCUGGGCAUCAGAUUGUUUUGUUAAGUUUGUCUUAGCAAGUGCUCAGCAAAGUCAGGUUGAAGUAGUUUCCAUCAUAAUUUGGGCUUAUAAUGAGCUCAGUUUCUUGGUUAACCCUUUGAGUGCCUAGACUGACCAACAUCAACAACAUCAACUAACAAUAUUAGUUCAUCAUCAAGAGAAAACCCUAUGAGAAUUAACAAAAUGUUCACCAAUGAGAAAAUGCUUUGAUCUCUGAAUAAAAUUCUCUCAACUAAUUCUCUAAGGAAAUGUACAUAGGCGUACGGGCCGGGGGGGCGAGGGGGGCUGCAGCCCCCCCAAAUUUUGGGCAACUCGUAUUUUUUUGGGCAGCGAGAGAAAAUUUGGGCAAAACCAGUUUUUUAAGACGUUUCUGUGUUUUUUAAAUCAUUAUUUUGAAGAGAUAAAUAUUUUCUAUUUUACCUGAAGUUGGCGUAAUAAUCCAGUACUGUUACAUUCACACGAGACAGUGGUUGCCUAGCACAAAAUGAGUUUCUGGUUAUAAGGGAAGGGUAUCAUGUGCUGAUUUUUUUUAUUGUUGGGCACUGUACUGCAAUGGGCUAUUUCCAGUCAUGAAUUGAUUAGAAUAAACUUCCGCCUAACUUUCUAGAAUCAUCUCCGCUCGCAGAACAGUGUAUGGCAGAUAGCAUCAGCAAUGGGUCUGAAAGUGAAGAAGUGGCUGAAUAAUUCUCAGUUUGAAUUACGCGAAGAAUCGUAAUUUUUUUUGAAAAAAUCUAUCGAGUGGUUUAAAAAUUGUUCACUAAUUUGUUAAAGUAGACCAGAAUGUUUACAAAACCGCUAACAAGAGCGCCUUGAUACAUACUAAAUACUCAAAUCCUUUUUUGGUCAGAGCUAUUUCCAUGAUCUUUGGCCUAUGUUUGUAAAAAGAUUGAAACUACUAUGAGGUGAAAUUGCAUGUCAAAAGUGCUUCGUUUUCUACAGAUAACAGCCAAACAUCAAGAUUUUCCUUUUUUACCGUAUUUCUAACGAUAAAAACUUUAUCCCAAAAUAUCUCCGCAACACUCUUACAGAUUCCAUUUUAACUUCACGAACAUCGAGGCGACCAUUGGAGGAAAAUGCUCCCGUGAACGAUUUUGGAAGAGCAGUUUCCAUUAAUGUUCCUGCAAGUAUAAUAGCUAAUGGCGUCAUUUGGUUGCUAUGACAACUCUGAUUUUAUUGCAACCCGGAUCAUAACAUAUUUAUUUUCAUCUUUAUCUAAAUAAAUACAACUGUGGUGGCAAUUUUUCCAAAUGUUUGUUUAUGGUGUCAUAGUCUAUGCUCAAAAAAAACUUCACAGGUAUUGACCCUGAAAAACUGUAUCGAGCCACUUUCAUAUACUUUCAUAUGCUAGUACGGCCUAUGUUGUUGCAUCGCAUGGCCCUCGUUUCUGUUCGACUGUUUUGUAAAAAUUUGGGCAACUUGCAAGAGUUUUUUGGGAAAAUGGUUUACCGCCCCCCCUGGCAAAAAAUUGCCCGUACGCCUAUGGAAAUGUAUGGAGAUCAGUGUGGAGAAUUCAUUUGUGGAUAUUGGGGCUUUUAAGGGUUGAGUAUGAAUAAACAAGGAACUGUUUUCAGAAAUAAACAUGUACAGUGUUACUGUUAUAAGUAUGUUUAACCAAUUUGCAGUGCAUUAUAACUAUUGUCAAUUUUAGAACUAACUCAAAGAACUGUAAAAUGCAGCAAAUAUAAUAAUAUUUCUGCUUGUGAGUCACAACUGAUUUCUUAUCAGCUGAUUUUGAAAUUUGUGCUCCGUGCCAAUGAUGAGGCCCUCUUAGCUAUAGGGGGUUACAUAUGUCUCUAGUCUGAACUUCAAAACCUCUCGUUUAGCGUAUUGAGGAUGAAGCGAUGUUGCUGUCGGUAUUUUCCUAUUGUAUUUGCACUUUUCUCUGUAACUGUGCUUCUGCGUGACAUCGCAUUUGGUUGGUGGUGGGAAAACUCUUAAGUGGGUCAAAAACAUUACUGAUUUUUUGAGAUUUUGUUAUCUAAAUAUUCCUUGUGUCAAAAUAAACAUUACUUUAAUCUUCAUGAGUUCAUCAAGCAAUGGAUUCCCACAUUUGUAGGAAAACCUCAAAAACAGAUGUUUCUGUUGGUUUGCAGUGGCCAUAUUUGUGCCCCUCAAAGAGACACCAACAUGGGGCCUCCAUACAAAACUUUAUAACUAUGGGUAAAACGUUUUUCUGAAUAUGUUGCAUAUGAAAUGUCGCACAGACCUGAAUCUUAGCAACGCUAUUUGUAUCUUUAUCUUUAUUCUAGACUUUCUGUACUGAAUGGUUUGCAUUUUUAUCUUUGAUGGCGUGACAGUGAAAACAGAGAAUAGUUUUGGCAACACCUAGAUGGCACUUAUAAUGACAAGAAUUGUCCAAAAUCGCAAAAAUUAAUGUAGUUCACACUUUUAUUUUUGUCUUAGAUGGAGAAUUUGAACCAGUAGUCAUUGCCGACCUGUCCACCCCACCAGAAUUGCCAGAUGUGAUGAAGCCCCAGGAAAGUGUGUCCAACAGUGACGGCUCGUAG